Messenger RNA from Talaromyces amestolkiae, 354 nucleotides. RefSeq lists its product as uncharacterized. The transcript has 2 exons. Bases 1 to 354 code for a protein of 117 amino acids. The record is from RefSeq and is a predicted model, not a curated record. NCBI's taxonomy places the organism in Eukaryota, Fungi, Ascomycota, Eurotiomycetes, Eurotiales, Trichocomaceae.
AUGAUCGAACAUUUUUCUUGCAGAGCCUCUACUGCAUCCCGGAAGAGGUCGAAAAAGAAAACUGCCUCGUUUGAUGAAGUCGCUGACGCAUACUUGAUAUGGCUCUAUGACCUUUGGAAUCAUCUUGAAACUUCAACCGAGUACAAAACCGGCUUGGAGGAAAUCUCGAAUAUCGGUAUUCGACAUCAGAAUCUCAUCCUGGGCGACAAGUCACUCAACCCUCAAGCAAUCCAGACAACCUUCUUCAUAUCGAUGGGUCAGAAUGAAGUGAGAGAUUACCUGAUUGAUCACAAGCAGCCGGAAACUGGCGAUUUUCUGCAAACUUAUUUCGGCGACUGGCCGCCUGAAGUCUAA